AUGACCAGAGACAGUCAUCCUCUGAGUUGUAUGCUUUUGUCUGUGUUGCACCACCAAUGGGUUGGAUUCUCCCUGGGAUUUGUCCUCCCCGCUUUUCCCCUCGGUCCUCUUAUUUUAUCUUACUUCCUAUCAUGUGCAGCAGGAGCCGGCAGUUUACCAGGCAUAGAAUACAGUUAUGGCAUUAGCCCCAAGUUUGUUUGCACCCCAGUACCUCCAGAGGCGGAUCCCAGCUGCUAUUCCCCACCUAGUGUGCCCCACGGACCGAGUGGUACCUCCCAUGGUAGUGAUCAUGGUGGGGCCACCCAUCGUGGCAUGAUGUCAGAUGAAGCUAAAGCCACUAUCCUGCACCUUCGCGAAAGCCUCGUGAGGCAGAAGGAAACCAUCCUGGAUCAGCGGGAGACCAUCAGAGAGCUGACCGCCAAGCUCACCUUGUGUGAAGGUUUCGGGGGUCACCAUAGUGUCGGACAUCACGACAACCACCACGAAAGUCACCACGACCCUCACCAUGACACGCACCACAGUGGCCACCACGAUGACCGUCAUGGACGCCAUGACAGCCACGGCGGGCCUUCCUCACUGCACCACGGUCCCUCAGCACAUGAUCACCACUACUCCCAUGGCAGUCACAGGCCAGACCUUCACCACAGGAAGGGCUCAUCGCACAGCAAGCACAGCCCCUUCUCUCCAGAGCAGACCGGAAAGACCCUGCAGACUCUGAAGGAGAGGCUGGAGAACUUACAGGCUAGAAACUCAUCUAGCUCAUAUUCCAGCUCCUUAAGACAGCUCCUCCAGCGAAAGAUCAAUGCUCUGGAGGAGCAGCUGCACAGAUACCACAGAGAUCCCCAUAGUGAUCACCAUGAUGACCAUCACGAAGAUCACCAUGGCGGUAGCCACCAUGACGACCAUCGGGAUGACCACCACGACACCCAUCAUGGCAAUGAUCACCAUGAAGACCUGAAUGGUCCGGGCCACCAUGAAGACCACCAAAGCAGUCGCCAUAGUAGCCAUCACGGCGACCACGGUAGCCAUCACGGCGACCAUGGUAGCCAUCACAGCGACCAUGGUAGCCAUCACAGUGGCCACGAUAGCCAUCACAGCGACCACAGGCACCACAAGCCGAACAGCCACCAUAACAAUCGCCACUACGACCACAGCUAUGACUGGCACCAUGGUCGGUAUUAUGGUCACUAUGGCAGCCACCAUGACGACCACACUGAUGAUCACCAUGCUGGCGAUCACCACAAUGACCAUCAUGAUCAUUACGAUGAACAUGGACACCAUGAUGACCACCAUGAGGAUCACCAUGACAACCACCAUGAAUCUAGCCACUAUGACCAGUACCAUCCACCUCAACACCUGCCCUACAGCAGCAAGGAGACAAGCCUGCAAGGUCCUGGUCACAGCAAGUUGGAGACAGUUCUGGGUCAACUACACCACAGCAGUGGCCAUGGAAACAAGCCGAAGCUUAAGAGCCCCAGUGCGUUUCUCCUUGACUUCCCAAUGAGGACCAACUACAUGUAUGCCAAGAUGAAGCGGUCGUUGGUCAAUGAGAUCUUUGCCAUGACUUUGUGUCUGUGGUUAAAGUCUGGCGAGAAUUCUGGACUUGGAACUCCCAUCUCCUACGCCAUUCCUGGACAAGCCAACGAGCUGGUGCUCAUUGAAUGGAGCAACAACCCGAUGGAGCUUCUUAUCAACGACAAGGCGGCCACUCUGCCGAUAACUGUAAAGGACGGUAAAUGGCAUCACGUGUGCGUGACAUGGUCAACACGUGAUGGCGCCUGGGAGGCUUACCAGGAUGGAGUGAAGAAAGGUUCUGGGCAGAAUUUGUCAGCCUGGCAGUCUAUUAAACCAGGGGGGAUCUUCAUCCUGGGUCAAGAGCAGGACACCAUGGGAGGUCGCUUUGACAUCACACAGUCCUUCAUGGGAGAGAUGUCAGAUCUCCAGUUCUGGUCCAGAGUUCUGACGGCGAAUGAGAUCCACACCCAAGCGACAUGCGGAGGCCACCUCGUGGGUGACGUCAUGUCGUGGUCUGAAGAGUUGGUGGAGCUCCACGGAGGCCUCGUUGAACUUCCCUAUGAGCCCUGCCACUAAAUCUAAAGCCAUCGUUCGGGUUAUGUACAAAGAAUGCAUUCAACAUAUAUAUAUAAACCGUCCUUUUUGGCUGAAUUUAUUUAUUUUUGUAUUUACUUUUGGUUCCUGUCUGACCCUUCUGCCUUCUCCACGUACACUCUCACUUCCGUGCUCUCAGCAGGACAGCUUUGAGAGCCCUAAAGGGCGCAGAGCUUUGGAUUUACUGGCUGCGUGCUCACGUCUGUGGCCGUUCUGGGCAAUCCAACACACAUAAGAGGAUUUUCUUUUUCUGAAACCGCUCCAGAAUUUGCUGGCUGACAUUAACUGAUUUCUGUAAUCAACAGAAACGUUACAGACAGUGAAAGAGAGACUAAAAGGCGUGGGAGUCAUGAGUCCUUUCAGCCUCUGGGGAGUGUCAUGCAGGUUUUGUUUUUACAGUGCUGGUCAAAUUUGGUUUGGUUGUAGCACAAAGUAUUAAUGUUGACUUUUGCACAUUAUAUUAGUAUUUCAUAUUGAAACUCUACUGCAGGCUUUUCGUAGAAAAACCAUGCUUUUUUUUCUAUUAAAAAACAUUUAUAUAUAUAUAUACGUUUUAAACUUGAUGUUUUAUCCAUAACUGCAACGGAAGAAUUGUUGCAUAACACAGAAAGGGUUCAGUGGCAGGUGUCGCAUGUUAUGGCUACAAGCCGUCGAGCAGUAUAAAUACAAGUAAAGCAGUUCUCAGCGUGUCAGAGAUGGAAUGGUGGGAUUUACCUGUGAACACCUGAUCUAAUCCCACCUAUUUCUGACUCGCUGCAGCUACGCAGCCGAGACGGACUGCAGCAGCACAUGCUUGGAGGAAAAGACCUCUGGUGACAUCUGCUUUAGCUGCACUUUUUAUAAUGUUUUUAUUCAGUAAAAGUCGUGUCUGACAUUUUUCUUUCGCUCUGUAGCACUUUGUAAACAUUUUCUCUUUUUUUCAUGCAUGUUGAUAAGAAACUGUUGUUUCUUUGUUCACCCUUUCUGGGUGUGUUGAUAGUAAAAAGGGAUAUGUGUUGUACUGAUGCCAAUAAAACAUCAUCUUGAAGCUGUACAUAUCUGCAAACUCUUUCCUUGGGAUGCCAUGUCAGCAGCUCUUUGCUCCGGUGGUGGCGUACGGCGGCGAGCCAAAGGGACGGAACGUCUCCGUCUGCGUUCUCAUCGUUUUGCCACCAAACUGUGUCGCUCAUAAGCUCGAUGUUUGUGUAUUAACGGAGAAAUAUUUUUUAUGUAUUCUUGUGUUCUUGGCUGUAAAUAUACUAUUUUCCAGUGUUUGAACGACAGCCCCUCCCGUAUGUAAGCCAAAAAGUUCAACUGUAAAUCUAUGCUAAUGAUGAUGUUCAAUGUAAAGAUUUUGAAUAAAAAUAAUUUGAGAUGUUGGCCUUUUUUUUGCUGUUGUUU
This is a messenger RNA of Oryzias melastigma (Indian medaka), 3489 nucleotides long. RefSeq names its product neuronal pentraxin-1. The coding region runs from base 1 to 2091 and encodes 696 amino acids. NCBI's taxonomy places the organism in Eukaryota, Metazoa, Chordata, Actinopteri, Beloniformes, Adrianichthyidae. The transcript is spliced from 5 exons. The record is from RefSeq and is a predicted model, not a curated record.